Molecule: messenger RNA, 2458 nt
Organism: Musa acuminata AAA Group (dessert banana)
Lineage: Eukaryota; Viridiplantae; Streptophyta; Magnoliopsida; Zingiberales; Musaceae
Product: probable hexosyltransferase MUCI70
Exons: 10
Coding region: 383-2188 (601 amino acids)
Source: RefSeq, a predicted model, not a curated record
GUCGGGAUAAGUAAUACUGUUAGUUCUCGUCCCCUACGCCCGCCUUCCGUCUCCCUCCGUGCAACAAAUCUGGCGCUCGAAGACGACGACAAGGGCUGGGAUCGGCUAUUCAAAUCCACGUCUUCAUCAAGGGAAUUCCAUCUCCGAAAAGGCAAGAUCAUUGGCCUCCUGAUCCCUCCCGAUCCGUGUCCUUCUUCUUCUUCUUCCCGUUCCGUUCUAGAUUUGGAACAGUCGUCCUGGGUUUAUUCUGUGAAUGACACACUUCUGAGGAUUGAAACGGGUGCAAUUGUGCUAAGCUGGAUAUAAGUCGGUGUUCGUUCAAGGAUUGGAGUAGGUUGGACGAGAGGGUUUUCGGAAGGGGAACGGAGAUGAGAGGGUGGCAAUGACUGGAGGGUCAUUGGGUCUACGAUCCGGGAGUUAUGGAUCACUGCAGCCACAGCUGCAGAACGGUGUUGCUGUUUUCCCGACUCAGUUGCCGCCCAUCUUGGUCCGUAAGACUUCGAGAAUGUCCCUUUCCGGAUCAAGAGAAAAGGAGAGGAUUUUGCCGAGGAUUUUCAAGUUUGCAGGAAGAAGGAAGGUUGGGAUGUUGCUCUUGCUCGUUGCCUCAGCGGCUGUGCUGUCAUUCAUUUCUGUUGUCAGUAAAGAUGAAGAUGCAUCAGCGAGCCCCGAGUCUCGCAUGGGUUUCACUGAUCACGUCUGGAAGUUUGUAAAUCCUGUUAGACCGUCACGUAAUGAUUUCAGCCCUCCCUUUAUUCCUGCAAAAGAAACCACGGUGGAUAGCACUUCCAAUACGAAUCAUGAAUCUGCAACUACCCAUAAUGUAACACAGCUUUCUGUUCCCAUUCUUCCUCCAAUGCCACAUCCUUGCGAAAGUUUCUCGCUUCCUCCUCCGCCAGCUGAUAAAAAGCGCACUGGUCCACGUCCAUGUCCUGUUUGUUAUGUCCCUGUAGAGCAGGCUGUACUUCUCAUGCCACCUUCGCCGUCAGCAUCACCUUUUCUUAAGAAUUUAAGUUAUUUUUCAGAAGAUAACUUGAUUGCCAGUGAGUCAAAUGGAGGUUCUGUCUUUGGAGGAUAUCCAUCUCUGCUUCAGAGGAACGAAUCUUUCAAUAUAAAAGAAUCAAUGAUGGUGCACUGUGGAUUUGCCAAAGGAAAGAAACCUGGUCGAGAGACUGGAUUUGACAUAAAUGAAACUGAUCUUCUUGAAAUGGAGGAAUGCCACGAUGUCGUCGUAGCCUCUGCCAUUUUUGGAAAAUAUGAUGUAAUGCAACAACCGAAGAAUAUUAGUGAAUAUGCAAAAAGGAAUGCAUGCUUUUACAUGUUUGUUGAUGAAGAAACUGAAUUGUACAUAAAGAACUCCAGUGGCCUGGUUGAUACCAAAAGAGUUGGUCUAUGGAUAGUGGUGGUAGUUCGAAACCUUCCUUUUGUAGAUGCAAGGCGAAAUGGGAAGGUUCCAAAACUUCUGCUCCAUAGGCUUUUCCCAAAUGCCCGAUUUUCUCUUUGGAUCGAUGGAAAACUUAAGCUUGUUGUGGAUCCUUAUCAAGUUCUUGAGAGAUUCUUGUGGCGGAAGAAUUCCACUUUUGCAAUCUCCAAGCACUACAGGCGCUUUGAUGUUUUUGUGGAAGCAGAGGCUAAUAAAGCUGCUGGAAAAUAUGACAAUGCGUCCAUAGAUUAUCAAAUUGAGUUUUAUAAGAAAGAGGGUCUGACACCUUACUCUUUAUCCAAGCUGCCUAUUACAAGUGAUGUCCCUGAGGGAUGCGUGAUCAUCAAAGAGCACAUACCAAUCACCAAUCUGUUCACCUGUCUGUGGUUCAACGAAGUUGACCGUUUUACCUCUAGGGACCAGAUCAGUUUCAGCACAGUAAGGGAUAGGAUAAUGUCUCAAGUGAAUUGGACGAUCAACAUGUUUAUGGACUGUGAAAGACGCAACUUUGUUGUUCAGGAAUAUCACAGAGACCUGUUAGAACAACGUAAAGCACUUGCAUCCUUGAUCUACCCACCACCUCCUGUAGUGACUAACGAAUCACCUGGAGAAUCACUUCCGGGAACUCAUCCACAAAGGCUGGCAAGAGGUCCUCCAUCAAAAAGGCUCCCUGGUAAGAUAUCCACGAGGCGUGGGCGGGACAAAAGAUCGGGUUCCAGACGACAUCAUCCUCGAGCUGCCGCUGGAAGAGACAACAGUUCGAUCUGAAUUCUUUCAUGAUUCUUUUUCAAGGUUCCUACAGUAUACUAAUCUGCAGGGUCUGCGGAAUCGGGACCAGUGCCUUGCAGAGGAGCAUUCUUGAGCUUAAUGCUACGUCAUUAUUAUUUCGUAGCAACUGUCGAUAGCAAUUCAUAUAUUUUAUUUUGCUACAGAUAACCUACUGAUUUAAGAAUAAAUAGCAUGUUUGUUUCGUUUAAAUGUUUUUUACAACUUGAUGUACUCAUAGACCAUGAAUACACAUACCGAAUUCUUGUGACA